Molecule: messenger RNA, 1112 nt
Organism: Effrenium voratum
Lineage: Eukaryota; Dinophyceae; Suessiales; Symbiodiniaceae
Source: the annotation of a GenBank genome assembly
CAACUUUCCUUUUGGCCAGCACGCUGGCGGCAUGCACGUAGUCUCAUUGCCGCUGGGCUCAAGAUGCUUGAUUCUUGAUCCGAUUCCGAACCGAAUGUCCAUCUAUGCCAUGCUUCCACAGGACCUUGGCACCAAUCAUUGCAUCACUGGCUUUUUCGGAUGAUGUGGGCUACAAUGAUGACGCAGUGCUGUUGCAACGAAGAUCUUUGGUCCCAAAGUUUGUAUUUGUCCACAUUGCCAAAACUGCUGGAACUUCAUUCCAAGUCGAUGGAGGCAGUCUGGUUCAGCCUGCAAUGGAGUUCUUUCACAACGGGGAGGCCUGUUUUGACGUGACUGAGACUUUAUUGCCCAAUGCAACUUACGCAGUCUUGUUUCGAAGCCCUGUGCCGCACAUCCUGUCGCAGUUCCUGCAUUGUAAAGAAUUUGUUCUUCCAGCUGCGGGGUUUUGCAAAAGCUUCGCAGAAGGCGACGUAUACGAAGGGUUCGACAGGUGGGUUGCAUACUUCGAGAAACUUCGAGGAAAACCUCAUCCCACUGAUUUUGAGGGUUUGCGCAAAGAGGCCUUCAACUGCUACAACCCAUGGAACAUGCAGACGAGGUAUUUCGCUCAGCAAACCGACCAAGAAAUUGGCACGCACGAGUGGCACUGCCACGUGACGUUGAACUCGUAUGAACCAAGUGCAGAGAGGGCGAAGCGUAUCUUGACAGAGCGGGUCCACUUCUUGGGCAUUAGCGACAUGUACACGGAGACUUUGUGCCUGCUGCAUUUUUUGAUGCACAACGACGUGCCCCAUACAUGUUCUUGUGGUGGGCCGGGGCCCUUGAAGGAAAUGAGCCAUGACGAUCAUGGUCUUCCGGAGCAUGGGGUUGAUGAACUACCAAGACAUUUGCAUGAGCAACUCUCGGAGUUCGUGCAAGAAGAUAUAAGGCUUUAUGCGUUUGCCCUAGAUCGGUUUGAGGCUGAGCUGCGACGGGCAUCCAAAAGCACUGGGGUUCAGAUGGUGUGUGAAGAUCGUUUCAAAGAACUCAGGGCAGAGAUUGUGCGUGUACAGAGCUUUCAAUCAAAUUGAAAUGCUUUCCAGGACAGCGGCUCGGGGCGUCAAAGGUGGGCA